Messenger RNA from Ylistrum balloti, 4470 nucleotides. RefSeq lists its product as uncharacterized. Gene Ontology annotation, cellular component: nucleus. The coding region runs from base 46 to 3423 and encodes 1125 amino acids. The record is from RefSeq and is a predicted model, not a curated record. The transcript has 2 exons. Gene Ontology annotation, biological process: regulation of gene expression. NCBI's taxonomy places the organism in Eukaryota, Metazoa, Mollusca, Bivalvia, Pectinida, Pectinidae.
GUCACACUGAAUACAUGUUCCAGGUGACGAACCAUUGAAACCAACAUGGCUGGCCUACAAAUCAACAAUGUGGUUAGUCUAAAUGAGGGAGCAAGACCUGACCAGAUGACCAUCAAACCAGAACCAGUUGAUGAUGGAUAUGAUGCCGCCCUCACAAGUACCAAUGAUGAAUCCUCAAUACCAUCAGACAUGGCAGCUGGAAUGGCAGGAGAUGCAAGCAAGAAUGCCACUGACAUCACAUUUCCAAGUGGAGACUCAAGCAAGAGGUUACGAGGCAUAUUGAGCAACAUGCUCAGUGAUACUAGCAAGGAACUUUCAGUAAAAACUGUAAUUGAGGACCUCCUACAGAAAAAUGAAUAUCUUCUUGCACAGAACAAUGCUGGGUUAUAUAAACCCCAACCAAGAAAUAUGUCAUACAAAAAAUAUGAUGACACAGGUUCAAAGUAUUAUGCACAGUCUUCAGCCUCAGUUUAUAACAUAAACAACGGUCCAGCUAUGUCAAAAGCAGGCAUGUCGGCAAUCCUACGUCCAGGUAGUCCCACACUUACCUGUCCUGCACCCAAGAAAGAAAAUGCAUCAAUGUCAAUGUUGGAGCUAGGUGUGUUAGAUAGUACCACAGAAAAAACUCUUUGUAAUAUCACACAGGAGGUAGUGUGUGGUGUAGCCUCUAAGGCCUUCAUUAUGACACAGGAAGGAGUAAACAUUCAGACAGAUUUACAAUUCUACUGGUGCAAUUUCUGUCCGUUUAAAACAGAAUCUAAACAGAAUCUGUCGGGUCAUGUUUUGGAACACAGAUUUCACUGUAAGACAUGUGAAUAUCAGUCAUUUUCAAGAGCAGAUGUUAUAAGGCAUGCUGUCCAAGAACAUUCAGAUUUCUAUGAAACAGCAAAGACAUUGAAAUUUUGCUCUUUUUUACCAGAUUUCGAAGAAAAAACAGAAAAUUCUGUAAGCAAGUCUUCUAAACGGAAAUUGAACCAAGAAAAGGAAGUUCCUGUAAAGCGAGCUAAAGUCGAUAGUGACAAGGAUUUAACGGGAGAUACAAAAAAGACAUUGGAAGUUAAGGAGAAAACAAAAAAAACACAGAAGAAAGAUGAUGACUAUGAGUGCUUUGAAAUGGAGGUAGAUGAAGUUGAUGAUGAUAAUAAUAACAACUAUGGAAGUGAAGAGGAUGAGGAAGAAGACAAUGAGGAAAGAGCGACAGAAACUAUCAUAACACCAAGCUCCAAAAAAGAAACUGCCAAAACAAUGCCAAUUUCUGUCCCAAACUUGUUGAAACAGUCACCUGUCAAGACGCCAACACCAGUAUCUUCGAGUUCUAAUAUAUCUGCAACCUUAUCAACUAAAUCUGCUUCCACUCCAUCUACAAAGGGAGGUAACACUGUAACCGUAUCAUCUGGCUUGUGCUGGAACUGUGGAUACUGUGAAUUUGUCACUUUGAGUCAAACUUUUCUCAAAACCCAUCUUAACAGUCAACACACUGGAAAGGCACACAAAUAUGUUGCUAUGCUUGUGUCAUCUCAGGAAGAAAUGAACCGCAUCAAGGAAAAGGAUUCCACAAUGUACCAAAAUCCAAAUACGCUAGUUUAUGGAAACAUUGGUGCACCACAAUCAUCCUCAACAUUUAAUCCUGCCAUUUCUUCUUCCAUCCCACAUGUCUCCAUGACAACUUCUGGUUCUGGAAAUGAUAGUACUAGCAUUCCUGACCGUGAUAAUGCAGAUUAUGAUAGUGAAAGUGAUGAAGAUUUCAUUCCAGCAGAGCAGAAGAAAAAAUACCCACUUACCUACAAAUGUGCACACUGCAAUUUUAAUGCUCCUGUCUGUUUCAAGAUCAAAGAGCAUCUGCAAAUCAAACAUAUAGGUUGUGUAUUGUAUAGUUUGGAUAUGCGUGCUGUGAAGCUCAAACAGCGUCGAUAUGUGUUCUUUUGUCAUCGCAAGAAUUGCUCUUUCACUACAAAGAAAACUGAAGAAUAUCUAAACCACUCAGAGAGCUGCACUCCUUGGCUUGAAACUGGAUGUCCAGAAAAAGUGGAUGCUGCUGCAAAGAAGUGUCUUGAACUAACAAGAUCAUUUUCAUCAAAGAUAUCUCAAAAGGCUUUCCAAAUGGCCAAAAACUUUAAGUCAUCCAAAACUGCUGAAUAUGCAUGUGUACACUGCUCUUAUACCUCAAACAACAAUACCCGUGUCAAGAAGCAUGUGUUGUCUAACCACAAAGACAACGACACCUUAAUGAAGGAUCUUCAGGCCCACCGCAUGAAGAAAAAAAUGUAUGUGUACUUUUGUAAAUACUGUCUAUGGGAGACGAGAAACGAUGGAGAACUUACAGACCACUUAAAAGACAAGCACAAUGAUUCCAGUGUUGUUAAUCCGGCUCCCACACUUCAGGAGGAAGAGCCUCCGAUGAUGAUGGAAAUGCCAGCAACCUCCUCCAUUGUGGCCAACUCGCCGACUGUGAGUAUUGAAAUGGAUGAGUCACCACCUACGACUACACCUGAUGAAUCUGCAAACAAUUCAGAUGCUGGUGAAUACGAUGAUAACUUUGAUGAUUUGGAAGUGCCACAAGAUGUGAUUCAGUCAUUAAUGGAUGAGUAUGUUACUCAUGAGGCUUCUCAUGGCGUAUCACCAGGAAGACCAACACGUAAUGCUGCAGCUAAGGCACAAGUUCGAUGUCGAGCUCAAGGUCAGUCUCCUCAGCUGUUCCGUUGUAUACAUUGCCCGCAUAUGUGUUUUGGUGUAAAUCUGGUCAAGAAACAUAUGAAGACAAAACACAGCAUUGAACCGUUACGUUCUAUGGAUCUUAAAAAGAAGAUAGCACGAUCAUAUGCCUAUUACUGCUUCUGUCCGAAGGAAGGGUGUGUGUUCUUGCACACUGCUGAAGAGGCUGUUAUUAAACAUGCAUGUAAUGAUCAUGGAUUUUCUCCAGAAAAUCAGGAGCUACAACGACUAAAUCAGCCUGUAAUCAGAGGAGGGGGAGGAGGAGGAGGAAGUCAGCUGCGGCAUGAUGCUCAAUAUGAAUGUCUGUAUUGUAGUAGUAAUGGUACAGGUGCAAUCAAGACCAGCAUGGAGAAAAUGAGAAGGCAUAUCCUGGAGGAACAUGGUGGAGAGGAGGUCAUUUUCCGUGACUGUGUUGCCAGGAAGUUGAGAAAGACCUCACGCAUCUUUAUGUGCUCCCACCUAACAUGUGGCUACAACACCACUGACCAAAAAGAAUAUACUUUGCACCGUCUGGCACAUGAGAAGUCCCAUAUAUAUGAGUGUGCAAAGUGCCAGUGGUUUACUGCCAAUCCAGACACCGUAGCAGCACAUAUGUCAGCCAUGCAUGCUGGGUCUCAGGUAACAACCAUGGAGAUCUUUCUUGAUUUGGACGAGAAAGGAAAUGUCGUCAAGAAAGUUGGUGGUACUGUCAUUAAACAAGAACCAGAAUAAAUUACUAAAUGUAAAACCUCAUUUGUUUAAAAAAUCAUGUAGAUUUAGGAAAUUAGUGCUAUCAUAUUAUUCCUGGAAUUCAUGUAGUGUCCGUGCAGUCAAUAAAUUGAGAAUAAUGUACUAGUGUAAAAGAGGGCCAUACUAAGGAAGAGUUAGUAUUCUGUUGAUAUUUGAUCAUUGUAUGGUAGAUAAUUUGUAUAGUCUGAAUACUAAAUUGAUAACCACACAUUUAUGUCUUCAAGAAAUCUCAUUUCAAUUUCACAGGAAAUAUAGGCUAUUAACUGUAUUUUAUCGUGUGUCAUGUGAUAAAGUGUUGGUCUUAAAUGUGUUGUUGCUUUUAUGAAGAUGUAACCAAUAUGUCAGAUAAUGAUCAAUUAUAAUUUUAGACAUUAAUAUUUCCUAAUUAUUCUUGAAUUAAUUUAUUCAGUAUUUUGAAAGUUAAAACUUGUGUUCAGGACUUAUUGUGUGGAGAACAACAAUAAGUUAUCCAUAAAUAUAUUUUUUACCGACAUGUGUCAAGAAAAUUAUGACACUAAGCAUACUGUAUUAUUGGUAUUAUAUACAGCAAUAGUUGACCUGCUGCUUAGACCAGUUAAGAAAAAUGAAUAGGAAUUUUUCACAACUGUUGAUCAAAUGCUAAAGGUUUGACAUACAAUAGUGGUAGUGGAUAUUCAAUAUGUUUUUGUCCUCUUGGUGCGUAUGUGCUUUUUUCUCUGGAUGGAUGUGAUUAAAAAUUUGUCUUGUCAAAACAUUGACUAGAAGUGCCCCAGACUGAUAAUGGAAGCAAACUGCAGAGUUGCAACAUUUUAGAGAGUAUGUCUUACAUUCCUGGGAUUUCAAUAUUACUGUAUGAAAAGGCUACAGACAUUGUUACUUUCAUGAUUGAAGCAUUAAGCAAAAAAAUAUGUACAAAGAACAAUGAUUUUAGACUAUGAUCUCAAAGUCAUUUCUGGAUAAAGCACAUGUCUAAGUUCAGAUAUGUUGCUGUUAAACUUGAAUAUAUAGUAUUGUAUUCACCAGAAUUAGCAAAUAAAUGUCAAAAUAUAA